GACUUGUUUUUCCAAACUUGGACAUUUCAAAGCUUCACGGGGGCUCCUCUUUGAGUUGCUGCUUUAGCUGAGAUACAGUAGACUCUCCCCAGCAGGACUUCUCACAAAGAAGCUUAACUCCACUUUUUAACCGCUUGAUUGCGUUGACUUUUUUGCUGCCUUUAUUUUUUUUAAUUUUUUUACAGAGCACACACGUUAAAGACACUUAACCCUCCCACUAAGAAAGAAAAAAACUAAACUAAACAGUAUUUUCUUUGAGGUCCUCUCUGAAAGUGCAAAGUGAACUGGAAGAGAGGAGCUCAUCUACACUACGUCUCUGUCUCCCACACAUACACACACACACGCUCACACAAACACACACACACAGUUGGCUGUUGUUGGCAGUGACUGGGGUGCUGUGAGGAGAGUGGGGCUCAGUGUGACCAGGCAGAGGCCAGUGUUGCAGGCAGGCAGGCAGGCAGAGGAGAGAGUGUUGAGCAGCAGAAACGUGCUCGGGGUGGAUAAACCAUGCUCACUAAGUGGGAGAAAGACUCUGCCCAGGACACAAGAUGAAGGCAGAGAGGAAGACCUCCUCUACAGGCGACAGUUUUACUGACAUUCCUCCUCUACUGACGCUCUUUGGCCUCCUCCUCCUCUUUCUGUUCACAGGUAAGUCAAGGAUCUCUCUCAAACUUUGCUAUUCUUAAAAAGAUAAGACAAGUGGAUUAUUUUUUUAAUUCAACUCCAUUCAGCAAAGAAAAAAUAGACUUGGCCUGUAAUUGGUUACUGUGGUUUCAAUUAAGAUAUAUCUGCCUCACUUUAAAGCCCUUAGCUUACUGUCUUUUGCAUUUGUUAUUUAACUCAUUAGAAAAAGUUAAUGCUUAGUUUCCUGCCCUUUGAGGCGAAGUCAAUCCAGGUUGAAUUAGUUGUAGAUGUCAUUUCUUGUCCUUGUGAUCCACGGUCUGAAACACAAUGGAUUCGUUCAUGGGUGGCGCUCUGUAAUGGGCCCCCAUUGCCAGCUUAAAGGAAGUGGAGUGGCUAUUGUAGGUGUUUGAGGAAAGAAAAAGCAGGUUAAGUAGGAGGGUGUAAACUUUUUAUGGACAUAAAGCAUCUAUUUUUUUUUCAAUGCUGGUGGAUGAGAUGAUUUGAAGUAAAAUAAGUUUUAAAAAGUUUGGCAAAUGCUGUUUUUUGUAGUCUUAAUAUUUGAUGACAUUUGUGCCAUGGAGCACAUUUACCCAUAAGGCCAGUUUUGGUAGAGUCACUGAGUCUUGUGUCAAUCUCCAACUUCACCAGUGACAAAGACUUUCUCUCUAACACUCUCUCACUCUUUUCGAGGGAGGAAACUAGUUCCAACAAUCGUGCCCUUUGUCUUAUCGCCUUGGCAACCCCUGUCAGGCGGACCAAAUGGUUACCACGGCAAUGAGGCGAUGCCCUGCUAACUGCCUCACUGCAGAGAAUAGUGAACAGUGCCGGCUUUCCCUCUCCUCCCUCUCUCUUGUAGGUUGAUCUUUCCAUCACUGAGGCCCUAACAGUAGGAUGUCCCUCUUAGGCACGCAGCCAGUGUUUGAACCUCCAUGUGUUCAGCUCCAGCUGAAUUAUAGGAACCUCCACUGUGAACAUAAUAACUGCGCUGUGUUUGGUUUCCCAGACAGGGCUGUCCUAUAAAGGAUGAAAUGCGGCCCACAUUGUCAUACCUUAUCCCCAUGGGAGUUAAAGGAUAAUUGGGGAACACAAAUCAAAAUUAGUGUAUUACUUGUUCACAACAAGGGGUGAAGAAUUCCUGAGGGGAGACAUGUUUAAGACAAAAUUAGACAAAUGAGCUGGGAUUCAACAAUUGUGUGCAUGAGUUUUGUUUCAGUGCAUAUAAUUCAGGAGGUGUUGACAGGAGAAAAUGUGCGAAAAUAUUUUUUUAGAGAAGUCUGUCACCAAGACAAAGAUGUAUGCACUAUAUUCUUUUGUUGCUUUCACUCAAAUUUGGGGAUUUUUAGCAGUUGUGGAAAUGAAAUAUGUAUACCCUCGAAUAUUUUAAAUCUUAACCCAAUAAAGCAGUUUUUAUUUUAUUAUUAUUAUUUUUUAUUUGAAUAGCUUGUGAAAAGUCAUCCCAGAAUUUAACUCCUCUGUAAUCAGUACCAAAUUCAAAUGCAAAAUUGGUCGACAAAAAAAUUAAAUUUGCAAAAUUGAGUUCUUUACUGUUAUUUCAUAUACAGUUCAAAAUGGAAGCACAUGUUUAGAGGACAUAAAAAAUUACCUUUCAACAAGUGUGGAGAAGAACAGCCUCUGAACACAUCACUACAAUCCCAUUUUUAUCUAAAAUCAGAUUAGAGACUUUGAUACUAGCAUGUCACCGAUAUUGUUGGACAUGUUGUACCUUCAUAAAAGGACUUUGUUAUUUUGCAGGGACUUUGUAUCCAUACCUGUUGUCAACUGUGUGGUCUCUAUUAUGCUUGUUCUUGUAGUAAUAGUAGUAAUUAGUGUAGCACUAAUUACUGUGUCUUUGCACAAGGCCUCUAUUGUUACACUGCGUUGUUGAUUUCUCUGGUCUGUGCUGACUGGCAGAGCAUCAGAGGCUGCCGCGGGCCUUUAGUGUUUACUUCUACUAUCUUUGAGUUUGCCUCUCUGCUGCUCAGUUUAAGCCCUCAAAUCUCUUUUUUUGUCAAGGUGAGGUGUCAGGGGUGAACGUGACAAGCCAAACCCAGCUAGUGAGGGGCACAGUUGGCAGAGAGGCCCUCCUGUCAGUCAGCUACUCCAGCAGCAGCUCAGACAAGCCUGUGAUCAAGUGGCAGAUAAAGAGGGACAAAGACAAGCCCAUCACCGUUGUGCAGUCCAUUGGAACAGACAUCAUAGGGAACCUGAGGCCGGAGUACCGCAACCGUAUCCUGGUGUUUGAGAACGGUUCGCUGCUGCUUCACAACCUGCAGCUGACAGAUGAAGGCGCGUACGAGGUGGAGAUCUCCAUCACAGAUGACACCUUUACUGGAGAUCACUACAUCGAGCUCACAGUGGAUGGUAAGCUUGAGUUUUUAUAAUGCUGCAGUGAGGAGUUUAAAGCUGGUUAGGAAACAGAUAUUGACAGUGAUGGUUCUUUAUGACAAAUACAAGCUGAAAAAUAACUAAUUUACCUCUUUUUUUAAACAAACACUUCUUACCCAUGUAGUGAGUUAUCUUUUUCCAAAACAUCUGAGCAGAACUCUGAAGUGGAUUUUUAGCUUUAAAAAAAUUAAUACAAGUUGAAAGAGCAUCAUCUCACCCCAGAGAGUGUAAUUUUAAUAUAAUUUCUGACUCAAAGUGUUUGUGGAGUUCUUUUUAAGUCACUAACUUGUAUCUUUUCAUCAUCUUUCCUUUUAUAAGCAGAGAUCAAGGACUCACUUAUGCUGUAUAUUUGCGUUUCAAACAAAAUCCCUGUCUUUGUCCUACUCAGUCCCCGUGUCCAAGCCCUACAUCCAGAUGAUGGCCUCAUCCGUCCUGGAGUACAGCGAGUACUUCCACCUCCACUGUGCCCAUGAUAACGGCACAAAGCCCGUCUACGGUUGGCUGAAAGGAGGCCAGGUGCUGACCAAUGACACGCGCCUGCUGCUCUCACACGACCAAAAGGUGCUGACCAUCAAUCGUGUUCUGAUGUCAGAUGAUGACGUUUACACGUGCACUGUGGAGAACCCCAUCAGCAGCAUGAAGAGCAUACCUGUCAGGCUCACCGUCUACAGUAGGUGGCAUGUUAGACGGGUAGGAUCUCAAGUUAUACCUGCUCAUUAAAGAUAAAGAAAACUCUUACAAGGUUUGGCCUGGAGUGUUAGCACAUUGUAUUUCAACUGUGAUACUACCUUUGAGAGAUUUACAACCUAAAACUUGGUGUAGAAGUUACAUUUUUGAUUUCUAGGUCGAAUCAAAACCAGCCAGUAUUGAGGAGUGUAAAUACCCUGAGAAUCUAAUUAUGAAAACUGUGCAUAUUUCAGCUCAUUGUUUAGCAGCCACCCAUUCUCAGUAGCUAGCAGAAGCAAUUAUCAUCUCAUGCCGAUCCAUACACAAGCAUGCCUGCCUCUCAAACAAUGUUGUUUACAACUAGUGCAAAUCCAGGCAGAGUUGGCCCACGGUGGUUGUUACUGGGCGCCAGUAGAGCACCACAUGUCAGGCUGAGUGAGAGGGAGAGGCUGUGUCAUCCAAUGAAUGGAUGGUUAUUUAUGAGGAGGGAGCAGAAAAAGAAGUCAGGUGGGGAGGAUGCUUUGCCUCAGUGGACCUCAGUAAUCCUCACUUCAUUAUUGCUGUACUGUGAUGGUGCUGCAUGAUGAGACAGCUACAGGGACUUCAAACUGCUCUCUGCUCUCUCUGCAUGCUUAGCAGCACGACACAAAUUCCCAAAGGGACUACCUUAAUGUGCUUCUUCACUGCACCGUAUUCAUGCAACCACAUUUAUAAUAGUUUGAAGGCAACAUAGAACAGGCAGUUAAAAGUAGUGCAUGCUCCAUAUUCCUGCAGUGUUUCAUGAAAAGUUUGAAGUUUAAAGAAAGAUGGAUGAUCCAAAUUAGAACAUAUUUCAUCUUAAGGACAGAUGUGAAUUUCUGAAAUGUUCUUUUCCAUGGUCCAACGGUAUUAAUACUGUAUAAUGGGAGAGCACGCCAAGUCUUAAUGCUUUACUGAGAAGGAAAAGUGCAAGUCAGUGGUUCACCAAACAGAAAGUAGAAAUUCCUCACUGUUACUGACAAACCUUUCCUUCUUUCUUUCUUUUCUUGUCUACUUCUCCGUAUUCCUCUGGUUUAGGACGGAGCUCGCUAUACAUCAUCCUGUCCACCGGCGGCAUAUUCCUCCUAAUCACCCUGGUGACGGUGUGUGCCUGUUGGAAACCAUCCAAGUGAGACGUGCUCUUUCUUUUUUUCCCCCCUUUUCCCUCUUCUGUCCACCCGUUUCUGUCCUCCUCUCUUUUUCCCCUCUCCUUCGCAUUGGCUUUGAUAUUGCACUUAAGGAUGUGAGCAGAAUCUCAAACAGCUCAACAGUGCCACCCUACCCUGAGCGUUUACUGGAAAAAGAAAAAAACAGUGUAACCUGUUGCUUUUGUAUGGUGCAAUCUGGCAGAAGAUUUUGAUGCGUCUUUGUGUGAUGUGACUUUAUUCUUCCACUCACUUCAGAAAGAAACAUCGACCUGUCCCCCAAAGAGCUCCCGUCUAUGUGGAGCAGAGUGAAAAUGGUCAUGAUGGUAAAAACAACAACAGUUCACCAUCCACAUUUUUAAAAAGCAAAGCAACACUUGAAAAUAAUUUUACAUAUCAUAAAAAAGCCCAAUUAACUUUAAUGUAGACUGGUGGUUCUAUAUUCAUUAACACUUUUCUUUUGCAGUUGAUGUCGUUCCCAAACCAUCUACACUUGGCAGAAGGAGCCCCAUGCCUCUUUAUGUUCUCAAUGAAGAUGUAGGUCAUUUAAACUGUUAAUUUCUAUUUCAAAUCAUUUUGGCAUAAAAUGUUUUUGCCAAAAAUGUUUGCCAUAAGUUUGUUGAUGUUAAACUGAUUUGAUUCCAUGCAUCAAUUGUUCACCAUUUUAGUUGAGCUUCAGAUCAAAGUAGUUUUGAGAUGUUAGUCAAAAACCAAGGAAGUAACUCAUAACUGUGAUUCUCAAGAAAUAAUUGUACCGAGUCAAUUUUAAUCCAGCCAAAAUCCAAAUUUAGUUAUGAAGUAGGAAGCUAAUGAAGGUAGGCCAGAACAGGAUAUUUUGUUCUCAUUAGCAUGCUUUGCACUUGCAAACCAGAAACCACAGUAAAGCCCUGCACCAAACCAUUUUGUUUACCCUGCUCCCACUGGGUUCCUGACCACCUACUCUUUGCUGCACCAACACAAUAUGUAUGGCCAAUCCCACACACACACCUACACACCUACAAAAAUUCUGACAAUUCCUGUCUUCCUUAUUGUGAUGCUUCUUGGUUGGAUCAAAACUCCUUAAACAUGUCAUGUAUGUCUUCGUAGAUUCCAACUUUUAGAGUUCAUGCAUGUGCAGAAAUUUUGAAAGAAACUGCUUAAAAAUAAGGAAUUUUAUUCUUAAAGUAGUGAUUUGUGUAUUCACAUUCAUGAGGGUUCAUCUUCUGGGCUGACAUACUUUUACGGUGACUCCAUUAGUUUUCAAACUUUUUCCCUCAAAACUAAAAAUAUUCACACCUUUGACCUUGCUAGGAAUGGCAUCAGUCACAUAAAACAACAAAACUGACUUUAAAAUGUGUUUAUCAUUCACAGGAGACACUGGAGCGUCUGGAGGAAUGUCCUGGCAAUGCUGUCAGCCAAUCAGAAUUGAGUAUUCCUGCUACUUACGCCCCAGUCCUUCCCCCAUCUUCCAACAGAACUGACCGGCCUAUCUGGUCUGCCCCACGCAGAUACCCACGAAGCCCCUCUCCACUGGCACAGCCCCUCCCACAGCCGAUUCCGGGUCCACCCCUACGCCCUGUCCGCUCACCUGCCCAAUCCCCUUGUUCAUCCCCACGUAGUUUCAGCCCCAUUAGAAAAGCCCGUCCUCCUGCAGGCAUCCCAUCCAGUCUCCUGCCCACAGAGGCAGAGUGUCAGGAACCAAGCGAUCAGACUCAGUGUCCAUCACAGCAGUAACAGCUGCUUGGAUCUAUGUUUAUAUUCUGUGAAAUGUAAAGCACAUGUAUAGUUUGUUGGUAUUCCUGUUGCAUCCAGCCUCUUGGAUAAUGGAUUUGACGCUCUAGGGUAAAAAAUGAAUUUCCUUUCAGCUAACUCUAAAUAUUUCAUUAUUUAUCAUCUAUUUCUCUACAGCUAUGCACAAUUCUGUAGUCUCUUGAUAAUUUUCUGCCAUAUGAGAUGGGAUAUUUUUCAAAGAACGUGUAGUUUAUCAUGUAUAUGAUGCUGAAAAAGAUUUCCAACUCCAGUUUAUAUUUGGAAUUUGAUGAAUUAAUGAUGAAUGGGAACUUUUGAUAAGAACCUGUACAUAUUUAAGUUAAUAGUUUCUGGUCUGGUGCCUUUUCUUUCAGCUCAUUUUGUUUGGUUAGUUGUUUUACUGUUAGAAAAUGAAUUAAACAACAAAGUUUAUUCCUAUUCAACAUUUAGUCAUUAAGGUAAUAAAAAAACAUAAAGAAAGA
Molecule: messenger RNA, 7048 nt
Organism: Xyrichtys novacula (pearly razorfish)
Lineage: Eukaryota; Metazoa; Chordata; Actinopteri; Labriformes; Labridae
Source: the annotation of a GenBank genome assembly